Messenger RNA from Mytilus trossulus (common blue mussel), 1814 nucleotides. RefSeq names its product potassium voltage-gated channel subfamily B member 2-like. Gene Ontology annotation, molecular function: delayed rectifier potassium channel activity; protein binding. The coding region runs from base 133 to 1290 and encodes 385 amino acids. The transcript has 2 exons. Gene Ontology annotation, biological process: potassium ion transmembrane transport; protein homooligomerization. Lineage: Eukaryota; Metazoa; Mollusca; Bivalvia; Mytilida; Mytilidae. Gene Ontology annotation, cellular component: membrane; voltage-gated potassium channel complex. The record is from RefSeq and is a predicted model, not a curated record.
UGUUUUGAUGAUAACAUAAUGAGUGUUUAGUUUAUGAUAUCUAUUUCAUAGCCAUUAAUAAUCUAAUGAUACGAUUUUGUCAGGUAAGUGUUUGCAUGUGAUUGGAAACAUCGGGUGUUUUUAGUUAACAAAAUGGACGCCAUGGAAGAAUCCAGCAGAAUUAUUCUAAAUAUUUCUGGGACUAAAUAUGAAGUGACUAGAAAUUCUCUUUUAACCCAAGUUAGCUCACGUUUAGGGCAGCUAGCUAGUUCUUUGGAUAGCACGAAGCUAGAGGAGAUUUAUUUCAAUAGACCGUCUGUACCCUUUGAGGCCAUUUUGAUGUUUUAUCAGACCGGAAAAUUACACUUGCCACCAAACAUUUGUCCAAAUGUUUUCAAAGAAGAACUAGAAUACUGGGAGAUAGAUCAUGAACUUAUGGAACAAUGUUGUUUCCUCAAUUACAUUCAGUUCUUGGAUAGUUACAAAACCAAAUCAGAUUUUAAGUCCACUAUUAAGCAAAGCCAGGACUUUACUUUGAGCCCAUUGGCUAGGAAAAAUCGUGUAUGGAGGAUUAUAGAUUAUCAAGAAAGGUCAUGGUUGUCCAAGAUAUUCUUAUUCGUUGGUGUUGCCUUCGUUUUGCUGUCGGUUAGUACACUUGCACUCAGUACUUUGCCACAAUACAAACGUACCCUGACUACAUGUGAAUGGUAUGAAUAUGUAGUUGCUGAUGAUGCAAUUAACCCAGAAGUUAAAAACUAUUUCAUGAAGUACGACUGUCAUUUGCUUAAAAUAACUACAACAGGAAACGAGUUUCAAUUUGAUUUUGACCAAAAGGAACCACCUCAGCAGUUUCAGCCUCAAAAACAGCAUGUCGGUAAAAGAUCUAUUCCUUAUAAAGGAAAUCCUCAAAUUACAACUUCUUCAACAAAUGUAACGCAGAACGGAAGUAUAGCUGAACAUGAUAGCCAGCAGGACACGUUAAAAACGACUUUCCCAACGUUGACUUUCAAAAAUGACAUUUUCUACCAGAUUGAUUAUCUUGCUACAGCUUUUUUCACAGUUGAACUAUUAUUAAGGUUAUUGGUUUGUCCAAGUUUAAAAGUUUACUUCAUGAAUUUUUUAAAUGUUAUUGAAUUUGUAGUUCUGAUCGGCACAUAUGUUGACAUUGUUAUAUUUAAUAUGAAGAGUGGAUAUAAGUUUUCGCCUACUUUCACAAGUCUGGUUGAUUUUAUAAAGUUUCUAAGAGUGAUAAGGUUAUUGCGAUAUUGUCAACAUCUAGCUGCUGUAAAGGUGCUAAAAUUUUCACUUUGACAGAAUUCGAAGGACCUUCUUGUAUUGCUGUUUCACAUUGUCAUCAUUCUAUUGAUUUUUGCGAACAUCAUCUACUUGGCAGAAGAGAGAGACAAUAUUGAUAGCAUACCACAAGGAUGGUGGUUAGGACUAAUAACCUUGACUACGGUUGGUUAUGGAGAUUUAUCGCCUAAAACUUUUGUCGGGAAAAUGGCGUGCUCUGUAUGCGCAUUGUGUGGAAUCAUUAUGAUGUCGCUUAUUAUCCCAAUAUUUGUUGAAACAUUUGUACAGUUAUACGGCAUCGCUCAUAUUGGAAACAGGCCCAGCGAGAAAUCAGUAGUAAGACCAAAGCAAUUAAACAAGGUUCGUGAGAUUGAUGUCAAACAGAACAUCGCGUCUGCUGAAAUCAAAGAGAAGUAUUGAGAAUCCUGAUGGCAAUGCAGAAAUUAAGAAUGAUUUGUACGUUAUGAAUAAAAUCAAUGAAAUACCUAUUUACCAUUUCGUAUCAUCAAUAUCAAAAUUAUGUUAAAAUAACGUACUAAAUA